Messenger RNA from Vicia faba (fava bean), 867 nucleotides. Lineage: Eukaryota; Viridiplantae; Streptophyta; Magnoliopsida; Fabales; Fabaceae. The record is from the annotation of a GenBank genome assembly.
AUGGCGAUUCAAAACGAACCGGCGAAGGUCAGGUGGGGAGAAUUGGAAGAAGACGACGGCGAAGAUCUCGAUUUUCUGUUACCUCCACGGCAGAUCAUAGGUCCUGACGAAAACGGAAUCAAGAAGGUUAUCGAGUACCAGUUCGACGAUGAUGGUAAUAAGGUUAAGAUCACAACAACCACUCGCACCCGCAAACUCGCCAACGCGCGUCUCAGCAAACGCGCCGUUGAACGCCGUUCGUGGCCGAAGUUUGGAGAUGCUGUUCAGGAAGAUGUUGGUGCUCGCCUCACUAUGGUCUCCACUGAAGAAAUCGUUCUCGAACGCCCCAAACCUCUUGGUUCCAGCAAGGAGGAUGCGAAUAUUGAUCCAUUGGCUUCUUUCAACAAAGGUGCUGUUCUUAUGGUGUGCAGGACUUGUGGGAAGAAGGGAGACCAUUGGACUUCAAGAUGUCCAUAUAAGGAUCUCGCACAGCCAUCUGAGGGCUUUGUUGAUAAACCUCCAACUGCAGAUGGUGCUGCGGCUCCUGCUGGUUCGACUAAGGGUACAUAUGUACCUCCUAGCCUGAGAGAAGGUGCUUCAAGGACACAAGGGUCAGACAUGAGGCGGAGGAACGAUGAGAAUUCUGUUCGGGUAACCAACCUCUCGGAGGACACAAGGGAGCCUGAUUUGAUGGAGCUUUUCAGGCCUUUUGGUGCUGUGAGCAGGGUCUAUGUUGCUAUAGAUCAAAAGACUGGCAUGAGUAGAGGCUUUGGCUUUGUUAACUUUGUCAGCAGGGAAGAUGCUCAGCGGGCUAUCAACAAACUCAAUGGAUAUGGCUACGAUAAUCUCAUUCUUAGAGUUGAAUGGGCCACCCCUAGAACAACCUAA